AGCGCUCCAGAGUGUAGAUCAGGAAAAGGGAGGGGAGUAGUCGGUGGCCAGAAUACUUAGGACCAAAACAUAAAUAAUCCGGCCAUAAAGGCAACCGACAGGAGAGGUCCCUGGGAUUUCGCCUUCGGAGACUUUCCGGUCACCGUUGGCGGCCUGACCAGAGUCGUGGUGACAAUUUAAAGGCUGUUCCUGCUCACAAAGCGGCGUGCCGAGGAAGGACGCGUCUCUUUGAAUAGACAGGAUGCACGGACCGCCCUCCGGCGACAGCGCAUGCCCAUUGCGCACGAUCAAGAGAGUUCAAUUCGGCAUCAUCAGCCCAGAUGAGCUUAAACGGAUGUCGGUUACAGAAGGGGGAAUCAAAUACCCUGAAACAACAGAAGGAGGACGUCCUAAACUCGGUGGCCUUAUGGACCCCAGACAAGGUGUCAUAGAAAGAACUGGAAGAUGUCAGACAUGUGCAGGCAACAUGACAGAAUGUCCAGGCCACUUUGGGCAUAUAGAACUGGCAAAGCCAGUUUUCCAUGUCGGCUUCAUAACAAAAAUAAUGAAGGUUCUCCGAUGUGUCUGCUUUUUUUGCUCCAAGCUUUUAGUGGAUUCGAACAAUCCAAAGAUCAAAGACAUCCUGGGAAAAUCCAAAGGGCAGCCCAGAAAGCGUUUGACACAUGUGUACGAGCUGUGCAAAGGAAAAAAUAUAUGUGAAGGAGGGGAGGAAAUGGAUAACAAAUUUGGAAUGGAACAGCAGGAGACAGAGGAGGACAUUACCAAGGAGAAGGGUCACGGUGGCUGUGGGCGCUACCAGCCACGUAUCAGACGCUGUGGCUUGGAGCUCUAUGCUGAGUGGAAGCACGUUAAUGAGGAUUCGCAGGAGAAGAAAAUCCUGCUGAGUCCUGAACGUGUACAUGAGAUCUUUAAGCGCAUCUCAGAUGAAGAGGACAUCAUCUUGGGCAUGGACCCCAAGUUCGCCCGGCCUGAAUGGAUGAUUGUAACUGUGUUGCCUGUGCCUCCACUGGCUGUGAGGCCUGCUGUAGUCAUGCAGGGAUCUGCUCGCAACCAGGAUGACUUGACCCACAAGCUGGCUGAUAUUGUUAAGAUCAACAACCAACUGAGAAGGAACGAACAGAGUGGUGCAGCAGCUCAUGUCAUAGCUGAGGAUGUGAAGCUGCUUCAGUUUCAUGUAGCCACGAUGGUGGACAAUGAAUUGCCAGGCCUGCCAAGGGCAAUGCAAAAAUCCGGCCGCCCUCUCAAAUCCAUAAAACAACGACUAAAGGGAAAGGAAGGGCGAGUCCGAGGCAACCUGAUGGGCAAGCGUGUGGACUUCUCAGCCCGAACUGUCAUCACCCCAGACCCCAACCUGCAAAUCGACCAAGUGGGCGUACCUCGGUCCAUUGCAGCCAAUAUGACCUUCCCAGAAAUUGUCACCCCCUUUAACAUUGACAGAUUGCAAGAGCUGGUGCGAAGAGGCAAUAGCCAGUAUCCAGGAGCCAAAUACAUCAUCCGCGACAAUGGAGACAGAAUUGACCUGCGAUUCCAUCCCAAACCAAGUGACCUUCAUCUGCAGAUUGGCUACAAGGUGGAGAGACACAUGUGUGAUGGUGACAUCGUCAUCUUCAACCGACAGCCUACACUACAUAAAAUGUCCAUGAUGGGGCACAGGGUUCGGAUUCUGCCCUGGUCCACAUUUCGACUCAACCUCAGUGUCACAACACCAUACAAUGCUGACUUUGACGGGGAUGAGAUGAACCUCCACCUGCCUCAGUCCCUUGAGACAAGGGCAGAGAUUCAGGAGCUGGCCAUGGUGCCACGUAUGAUUGUUACACCCCAGUCCAACAGGCCCGUCAUGGGUAUUGUGCAGGACACCCUCACAGCUGUGCGCAAAUUCACCAAGAGGGAUGUCUUCUUAGAGAGGGGGGAAGUCAUGAACCUCCUCAUGUUCCUGUCAACCUGGGAUGGGAAAAUGCCUCAACCAGCCAUCCUCAAGCCCCGUCCUCUGUGGACAGGCAAGCAGAUCUUCAGUCUCAUCAUUCCCGGACACAUCAACGUCAUCCGCACACACAGCACUCACCCUGACGAUGAGGACAGUGGUCCUUACAAACACAUCUCACCUGGGGACACCAAGGUCAUAGUGGAGAACGGUGAGUUGAUCAUGGGCAUCCUGUGUAAGAAGUCUCUUGGAACCUCAGCUGGCUCCCUCGUCCACAUCUCCUACCUGGAGAUGGGCCACGACAUCACCAGACUCUUCUACUCCAACAUUCAGACUGUGGUCAACAACUGGCUGCUCAUUGAAGGUCAUUCCAUUGGUAUUGGUGACUCCAUUGCUGAUGCCAAGACAUACCUUGACAUCCAGAAUACCAUCAAGAAAGCCAAACAGGAUGUGAUAGAAGUCAUUGAGAAAGCCCACAACAACGAGCUAGAGCCAACCCCUGGUAACACACUGAGGCAGACCUUUGAGAACCAGGUGAAUCGUAUCCUCAACGAUGCUCGUGACAAAACAGGAUCCUCUGCCCAGAAGUCUCUGUCUGAGUACAACAACUUCAAGUCCAUGGUGGUGGCUGGUUCUAAGGGUUCAAAGAUUAACAUCUCACAGGUUAUUGCUGUGGUGGGGCAACAGAACGUGGAGGGUAAACGAAUCCCCUUUGGCUUCAAACACCGCACGCUGCCUCACUUCAUCAAAGAUGAUUACGGUCCUGAGAGCAGAGGCUUUGUGGAGAACUCCUACCUGGCUGGCCUGACACCAACAGAGUUCUUCUUUCACGCCAUGGGAGGCAGAGAGGGUCUGAUUGACACAGCUGUCAAGACAGCUGAGACUGGUUACAUCCAGCGUCGUCUGAUCAAGUCUAUGGAGUCUGUGAUGGUGAAAUACGAUGGCACGGUGCGUAACUCCAUCAACCAGGUGGUCCAGCUGCGCUACGGUGAGGACGGCCUAGCAGGAGAGAACGUCGAGUUCCAAAACCUGGCAACAGUCAAACCAUCGCACAAGGCCUUUGAAAAGAAGUUCAAGUUCGAUUGCACCAAUGAGCGAGCACUGAGGCGGAUGCUGCAAGAAGACGUGGUAAAGGAUGUACUGACCAACGCCCAUGUGCAGAGUUCCCUGGAGAGGGAGUUUGAGAAGAUGAAGGAGGACAGGGAGAUUCUUCGAGCCAUUUUUCCCACUGGGGACAGUAAGGUGGUGCUGCCAUGCAACCUGGCCAGAAUGAUUUGGAACGCGCAGAAGAUCUUCCGCAUCAACACUCGGACCCCAACAGACCUGAAUCCUCUAAGAGUGGUCGAGGGUGUUCAGGAGUUGAGUAAGAAGCUGGUGAUUGUGAAUGGCGACGACCCGCUAAGCAGACAGGCCCAACAGAACGCCACUCUGCUCUUCAACAUCCACCUGCGCUCCACGCUCUGCUCCAAACGCAUGACGGAGGAGUUCCGCCUUUCCACUGAGGCUUUCGACUGGCUGCUGGGAGAGAUUGAGACCAAGUUCAACCAGUCCAUUGCCCACCCAGGUGAAAUGGUUGGCGCGCUGGCUGCUCAGUCGCUGGGAGAGCCAGCCACUCAGAUGACCCUGAACACUUUCCACUACGCCGGCGUGUCGGCCAAGAACGUAACACUCGGUGUGCCUCGUCUCAAGGAAUUGAUCAACAUCUCCAAGAGGCCCAAGACACCCUCGCUGACUGUUUUCCUGCUGGGUCAGGCAGCACGUGACGCUGAGAGGGCCAAGGACAUCCUCUGUCGACUGGAGCACACCACGCUGAGAAAAGUGACGGCCAACACCGCCAUCUACUACGACCCCAACCCUCAGAACACAGUGGUGGCUGAGGAUCAGGAGUGGGUGAAUGUCUACUACGAGAUGCCCGACUUUGAUGUGACACGCAUUUCACCAUGGCUGCUGCGCAUCGAGCUCGACCGCAAACACAUGACUGAUCGCAAGCUGACUAUGGAGCAGAUUGCAGAGAAGAUCAAUGCAGGUUUUGGAGACGAUUUGAACUGUAUCUUCAAUGACGACAAUGCCGAGAAGCUCGUUCUGCGAAUCAGAAUCAUGAACAGUGAUGAAAACAAGUUCCAAGAGGAUGAGGAGGUGGUGGACAAAAUGGAUGAUGAUGUGUUCUUGAGGUGCAUCGAGUCCAACAUGCUGACAGACAUGACCCUACAAGGCAUUGAGCAGAUCAGCAAGGUGUACAUGCACUUGCCCCAGACUGACAAUAAGAAGAAGAUCAUCAUCACGGAGGACGGCGAGUUCAAGGCCCUGCAGGAGUGGAUCCUUGAGACAGACGGAGUGAGUCUCAUGAGAGUGCUCAGCGAGAAGGAUGUGGAUCCCGUCAGGACCACCUCCAACGACAUUGUGGAGAUCUUCACGGUCUUGGGAAUUGAGGCUGUGCGAAAGGCUCUGGAGAGGGAGUUGUACCACGUCAUUUCCUUCGACGGUUCCUAUGUCAACUACCGUCACUUGGCUCUGCUCUGUGACACCAUGACCUGCCGCGGUCACCUGAUGGCCAUCACACGUCACGGCAUCAACCGUCAAGACACGGGACCACUUAUGAAGUGUUCCUUUGAGGAGACGGUGGAUGUGUUGAUGGAGGCAUCGUCCCACGGUGAAAGUGACCCCAUGAAGGGGGUGUCGGAGAACAUCAUGCUUGGCCAGCUCGCCCCGGCUGGUACAGGCUGCUUUGACUUGCUGCUGGAUGCUGAGAAGUGUAAAUACGGCAUGGAGAUCCCUACAAACAUACCUGGCAUCAGCGUGGCUGGACCCACUGGAAUGUUCUUUGGCACAGUGCCGAGUCCCAUGAGUGGAAUGUCACCCGCCAUGACCCCGUGGAACACCGGAGCUACGCCAGCAUACGGUGCCUGGUCCCCCAGUGUUGGAAGCGGCAUGACCCCUGGAGCAGCAGGAUUCUCUCCCAGUGCAGCAUCAGAUGCAAGUGGCUUCUCUCCAGGCUACUCCCCGGCCUGGUCCCCCACUCCUGGGUCUCCAGGAUCUCCAGGACCAGCUAGCCCAUACAUUCCAUCUCCAGGUGGAGCCAUGUCACCCAACUACUCACCCACCUCCCCGGCCUAUGAGCCUCGCUCCCCUGGAGGCUACACCCCUCAGAGCCCUGGCUAUUCCCCAACAUCACCCUCCUACUCCCCCACCUCUCCCUCUUACUCCCCCACCAGCCCGAACUACAGCCCGACAUCACCUUCCUACUCUCCCACUUCGCCCAGUUACUCUCCAACUUCCCCUUCCUACUCCCCUACGUCCCCUUCCUACUCCCCUACAUCCCCAUCCUACUCCCCUACGUCUCCCUCAUAUUCCCCCACGUCCCCCUCAUACUCCCCCACGUCCCCCUCAUACUCUCCCACCUCACCAAGCUACAGCCCGACAUCGCCGAGCUACAGCCCAACGUCACCCAGCUACUCUCCCACCUCGCCUUCUUAUUCUCCCACGUCUCCAUCUUACUCCCCCACUUCCCCCUCCUACUCCCCCACCUCUCCUUCCUACUCACCAACCAGCCCGAGCUACAGCCCUACAUCGCCGAACUACACCCCCACCUCGCCUAGUUACUCCCCCACCUCCCCCUCCUACUCCCCAACAUCGCCCUCUUACUCCCCAACCUCCCCCAACUACACCCCAACCAGCCCCAACUACUCUCCCACCUCCCCCUCAUACUCCCCGACCUCUCCGUCUUACUCCCCUUCCAGUCCACGCUACACGCCGCAAUCACCCACCUACACACCCAGCUCACCCUCAUACAGCCCCAGCUCACCCUCCUACUCGCCCACCUCCCCCAAAUACACCCCGACUUCACCCUCAUACAGCCCAAGCUCCCCGGAGUACACUCCAACCUCUCCAAAGUACUCCCCUACCUCUCCAAAGUACUCCCCAACGUCACCGAAGUACUCGCCCACUUCUCCCACCUACUCCCCCACAACACCAAAAUACAGCCCCACCUCUCCUACCUACUCCCCCACCUCCCCCACCUACACCCCCACCAGCCCCAAAUACUCCCCUACCUCCCCAACUUACUCCCCAACCUCACCCAAGUACUCACCCACGUCUCCUACCUACUCGCCGACCAGUCCUAAAGGCUCCACGUACAGCCCCACCUCCCCUGGAUACAGCCCCACCUCACCCACCUACAGCCCCAGCUCACCCUCCUACUCGCCCACCUCCCCCAAAUACACCCCGACUUCACCCUCAUACAGCCCCAGCUCACCCUCCUACUCGCCCACCUCCCCCAAAUACACCCCGACUUCACCCUCAUACAGCCCCAGCUCACCCUCCUACUCGCCCACCUCCCCCAAAUACACCCCGACUUCACCCUCAUACAGCCCCAGCUCACCCUCCUACUCGCCCACCUCCCCCAAAUACACCCCGACUUCACCCUCAUACAGCCCCAGCUCACCCUCCUACUCGCCCACCUCCCCCAAAUACACCCCGACUUCACCCUCAUACAGCCCCAGCUCACCCUCCUACUCGCCCACCUCCCCCAAAUACACCCCGACUUCACCCUCAUACAGCCCCAGCUCACCCUCCUACUCGCCCACCUCCCCCAAAUACACCCCGACUUCACCCUCAUACAGCCCCAGCUCACCCUCCUACUCGCCCACCUCCCCCAAAUACACCCCGACUUCACCCUCAUACAGCCCCAGCUCACCCUCCUACUCGCCCACCUCCCCCAAAUACACCCCGACUUCACCCUCAUACAGCCCCAGCUCACCCUCCUACUCGCCCACCUCCCCCAAAUACACCCCGACUUCACCCUACAGUUGCUGCCAGUUUUGA
Xiphias gladius (swordfish) is the source of this 6742-nucleotide messenger RNA. RefSeq names its product RNA polymerase II subunit A (gene polr2a). Gene Ontology annotation, molecular function: DNA binding. The record is from RefSeq and is a predicted model, not a curated record. Gene Ontology annotation, biological process: transcription by RNA polymerase II. Lineage: Eukaryota; Metazoa; Chordata; Actinopteri; Istiophoriformes; Xiphiidae. Gene Ontology annotation, cellular component: RNA polymerase II, core complex. The coding region runs from base 242 to 6742 and encodes 2166 amino acids. The transcript is spliced from 29 exons.